CAGCGUCCUCCAUGUGGGGGUACAGAUGCCCAGUCUUCUUGAUCCUGGAAAACAUUACAGUGGAUGUCUAAGAACGCAUCCCGUUCUUAUAGUGCGCUCCAGCGGAGUCCUUUUAGUUACUUUGGAUGAGAACCCACACAAGACCUGAGGGGGCGAGUGAGAGGAGGAGGAACAGGAGGAGGCGCAUUCAUCCACCGGGAAAAGUGGAGGUGAGCUGUCACAUGAGCGGAUUCCCCCCUUCCUCAUAUCCUCUUCCUCAUCCUUUCUUCAUCCCGGAAGGUUCGUUCUGUGGUGCGAGGACAUCAACCAACCCUCUCAACCCCUCACCCGCUUCCUCUCUUCCCUUCUCCUCCCUCGCAGUGGAGAAGAAAGCAAGAGAAGUGACUCAAGCUUUAUAAGGCUUUGAGUACUGCAAGGAGGUAUUGUAUUUUUUUUUUUUUUGUAUAUUUGAUUUUUUUUUCACUCCAGUGGAUGAACCGUAAUUUCUGGACGGUGGAAGAAAAGUACGAAUAAGACUGACUUAAAUAAAUGGAACUUGCGCUGUGUCGCGUCCAAACAUGUCCUUUUGGAGUGAACUGAGGGACAUCACCGCCCAUCUUUGCGUAAAAAACGACUUUUGUGCCGACAUGCACAUAUUCUCUGCAGCGAUCGUCUAUUUUAUUCGUUGACUGACUUUUGGACAUUUAUUUUCGUCUUUUGAAGAACUUGGACUUGUGUGGAAUAUAACAGAGAAGUGGCGGCUACUCAUUCAACUCAUCGAUCCAUUAAUUGGCAGUGUAUGCCUUCGCUGACUCCAGCUAUUGACUGGUUAGCUGUGAGCAAGUAGGGAUGCACUGAUGAACAUUGCUGAAGUUAUUUAUUGUAACAAUUCCAUGCAUCCGCACUGCUUGUGGUAAUUAAGUGUAAUCAUUGUGUACAAACCACUCGUUUUGUGCAUUUUGGAAUGCGUAAAAGUGAAGCGCGGACAGAGAAGUACUAACCUGGCUCCGUAAUCAAAAAGGAAGGUUGUUUUUUUUCCUUCAGUUUACAUAUUUUGAACAUUUCUGAGUGUUGCUUUUGGCAAAGGAGGAGAGGACGCGACCUCCUGGAGGGAAAACUUGCCUGCAGUCGGUGAUGAGAGGAGAAAGGUUGGAUUAUUUGAACACUGUAAGAUAUUUACCGGGUCAAGGUUCUAUCACUGGCAUCUCUUUGGAUACUGGACUAGUAGCUCUCAGAGAGCAGGUGCCAGUGGAGAGAAGAGCAAUGAAGACUUCACUCUUUCUCCUCCUCAUCCUUGCCUUCCUUGCCUCAGGAGCCAGUGAUGACGUCAAGUACAUCUCCAAGAGGAACUCUGUUGAUGGGUGUAUCGACUGGUCAGUGGAUCUAAAGGAGUACCAUGUUCUGGCUGGUGAGCCAGCGAGAGUGAAAUGUGCCUUGUUCUACAGCUACAUCCGCACCAACUACACAAUGGCCACCAACGCCAAACUACGUCUCAUCUGGUACAAGAACAAAGGAGAUGCUGAGGAGCCCAUCAUCUUCUCAGGCCACAGGCUGAGUAAAGAAGAUGACUCAAUCUGGUUCCGGUCUGCGGAAAUGGAAGACAAUGGUUUCUACACCUGUGUAUUAAGGAACUCAACAUACUGUAUGAAGGUCUCUAUGUCCAUGACUGUGGAGGAGAGCGAUGAAGGGAAGUGCUUCAGCAGCAACAUCCGCUAUCUGGAGAAAGCAGAGAUUACUCAUAGCAAAAUGAUCACAUGUCGUGAUAUAGAUGACUAUUUGGCUCCAUAUAAACAACCUCUGAUGACCUGGUACAAGGAGUGUGAACGUGUAGAAUGGAGAAGCUCUAUCAUAGUCAACAAUACACACAUCUGGAUCCCUGAAGUGGAGGAGGAGGAUGGAGGAAAUUACACCUGUGAGUUACAGUACGGAUCCAGACUGGUACGGAGGACAACACAACUCAAAGUCACAGCUCUCCAGACCACCCAGCCACCCAAGGUCCUUUUCCCCCCUGAGAGACAAGACACUGUGAUAGAGAUCACACCUGGUAUGCCUCUCAGUUUGGACUGCAAGGCAUUUUUUGGCUACAGUGGAGAAAACAGGAGACCUAUCAUCUACUGGAUGAAAGGAGAGAAGUUUGUUGAAGAACUUGCAGGACACAUUAAAGAAAGUGAAGUCAGGAUCAUAAGGGAGCAUUUAGGAGAAAAGGAGGUACAGCUAUCCUUGACAUUUGAUGCUAUCGAGGAGUCCGACCUGGCCAAUUACACCUGUUACGUGGAGAACCACAUAGGGCGGCGUCGUGGGAGUGCAAUCCUGCAGAAGAAAGAUAUGUAUCGCCUGGAGUUGGCUGGAGGUCUGGGGGUCAUAUUGCUGCUGCUGGGAGUUCUAACUGCGCUCUAUAAGUGUUACAACCUAGAAAUCAUGCUGUGCUACAGGAGACAUUUUGGCAGUGAUGAAACUGAAGAUGAUAAUAAAGAGUAUGAUGCCUAUCUUUCUUAUACCAAAGUGGAUCUGGAUUCAUUGGGCAGAGCGAGCAGCGAUGAGGAGACGUUUGCUUUGGAAAUCUUGCCUGACGUGUUGGAGAAACAUUAUGGAUACAAGCUGUUUAUACCAGACAGAGAUCUCAUUCCUAGCAGUACAUACAUUGAAGACCUGGCUCGGAGUGUGUUGCAAAGCAGACGUUUGAUCAUUGUUUUGACGCCAGAGUUUGUGGCCAAAAGAGGCUGGAGCAUCUUUCAGAUAGAAACACGCCUCCACUCCAUGCUGGUUACUGGGGAAAUCAAGGUAAUCAUGAUAGAAUGUGCAGAUCUAAAGAGUGUGAUCAACUAUCAAGAGGUGGAAGCACUUAAGCAUACAAUCAAGGUUUUAUCCAUCAUUAAAUGGAGGGGUCCAAAGAGCAAUGAGCUGUCCUCUAAGUUUUGGAAACAGGUGGUCUAUGAGAUGCCAGCUAAGCGAAGAGAGACUUUGUCCAGACGUCAGGUGAUGGACUCAGGUGAGCAGGGCCUCUUUGGAGACCUGCAGACCACCGUCUCCACCAUUGCCAUGACAACGACUUCAGCAUCCCUGGUGCCUCCGAGUGAGAAUCGGCACGGACAUCAUCAGGUUUCCUUGGCAACAGAGAUCCCUGACUACAACCAGAUGACCUUGCCUCUCGGAGGGGGUCACAUGGCUACAGCAGCCCAAAUGAGGCAUUUCUGCCGCAGCUAUGAGUUUCAUCUUCCCCCACAGCCGUCUGCCUUGUCGCCUCCCCUUCCACCUCCUCCACCCACCAUGCAGUUCUCCACUCUGGGCCCUGGGGGGCGCCAUGUCUAUUGCAACAUCCCUAUGACCCUUCUGAAUGGACAGGGGUUCAGGGAAGUUGACUGGGGAAGAAGAGGUUUCUCAGAGCAGCACACUUGGAAAGAAGCCCGAGGUCCACCUGAACAGCACCUUUGUACCACUCACCAGCAGAGAACUAAGCUCUGAUAUCUGGUAGAAACAUGCUUUGCUGGUAUUGGAUUAAAGACUACUGCUUUACAAAGAACUUACUGAUCUUUGACUGGGGACACAGGUUGUUGGACCUUGUACAGACAUGGACUUGGGGCCCUUUUCAUCCCACGCUAUGAACAAAAACUGCUCAAAUACUAUUUGAACGUGCGGAUUCAAAGUGUUUGGACUGCAAAGUGAUUGUAUAUUUCUAUUGAACCUCUCACCAUGUUCCAGUUUGAUACAAACUGGUGGGCAGAAAUUUAAAAGGACAUGUUUGCUUGCUAUACAAGUAGAUAUCUGGUUCAAAAACAAGCAUGGACAUGUUGAUUUGUUGAUGUUUAGACCGGGAAAAGUCCUUGGAAAGGUCAAGGAUAUGGAAACAGUAUACGUAUAUUUAAGUAUCCACCAGCCAUUGUGUGGUAUGAGGGCAACACUGAAAAGAAAAAAAAAUACGAAGACUACAAGAAAAACAAAGUUGAUCCUCUACAAGACUAUAUCAUAAUAUUCACAGAGGAAAUCUCCUAUUAAUAAAGAAUAAUGUUGUAAUUAUAAAAAAAAACCUGUCAGAAUUCCGUGGUCGGGGUGGAGGCUGCGGAAUCCAAGCACAUCAGGCGACAGGAGAAGAUUUACUCAAUACACGACCUUGAGUAUUUGAAAAGAAACGUAUUAUCGUGCAAUCGUGGAAUCCAAUUUAAUUGUAAAAACCCUGCAACGAGCAGAAUGGGACCCUUUUAAAUAUUUGUUAAACACUUUUAGUUGAUGAUUGAACAAAGACAGUAAAAGAGGGGAUUUUUUUUGUAGUUCUCUUGCAGGACCAGUCACAAACAUCUGCUCAAUCACAUUCAACUGUUCAUAUUGAUCAUAGCGCUGAUGUGGCAAAACAUUCAUUACAGUACUUCAUUGUCAAAGUGCAACUUGGCUCAGAAAGGACUUGAUUUUCUUUCAAAUUGGGACUUUUUUCUUAUAAUAUUACAACUUUAUUGGCAUAAAAUUAUACGGUACUCCCUCGCCACUUUGCGCUUCAAAUUUUGUGCAUUCACUCAGUGUUUUUCCAGAUACAUUUGAAAAAUAUAUUCAUUAAUAAAUCAUGCUGUUUCGUGGUUGAAUGUGGACGAUUUUGACUCAAAUAUGCAUGUUUAAGCAAAUUGUAUGUAUUUUUGCCUAAAUUCACCAUUUUCAAGCCUAAAAAUGGCUAAAUUAGGUCAAAUGUAAAUAUAAGGAAUUCUGAAUGCGCAAAGACAUUGUGAUGCGAUGUAGUAUUCUACGCUGGUCACUAGGUGUCAGUAAUGUUACUGUAACGUUGGGUGAGAAACACAAGCACCAGGCUUGAUCACAACAGGCUUUUAUUGCAGGUUUGAAUGAUUUCGCAACGGGCACAAUAAUCUCUAAUAAAAACGCUAUUGCAGUCAUAACCCACGGCAAGCUGAAAGUAAACUCUGAAACCCCGACGUCACUUCCUGCCCGCCCCUCACUCAGCACACAUGAGCACAGUCCUUAUUUAUGUCUUAAUAGGCUUAAUUUCUCUUAUUACAUCCACUAUAUUGGUUAAUACGAGUGUAAAGGUGACGAUAGGGGUGUUAUUUCAUGUCUAAAGGGCUCUAAUGUUAAAAACUUUAUUUAGAAGCUUGUAAACAUGUUUUUUUAAUGCUCUAACUACAAAAAUAUUCCAUUCAUAAAUAAGGAAUCCUACCUGGCAAAGAUUGACUUAUCUCGGUUGAGUCUGGAACCGAUUAACCACGAUAAACGAGGGAUUACUGUAUAUGUGAUUUGUUUUCUUUUGCCGCAGUAUUAUUACUUUAUUCUUACAGUUGUACAACUUUACCGUCAGACAUUCUGACCUCUCUUUUCAUAAUAUGACUUUUUUUUGUUAAAAUCUCAUGUUUGCCUUGCAAUAUUGCGUCUUUAAUCCCGUAAAAUGCUUUUUUUUUCCUCUUGUAGCAUUAUGACUUUAUUCUCUUAUGCUUUUAUACUUGAUUGAUGAUUUUUUUCUUUUAAUACUAAUUAGGGCUGUCUGAUAAUAUUGGCUCACCGAUAUUGGUAUAAAAAUGUAAUAUCGGUCAAUAUCUGGAUAUUUCCCCGAAAAUGAAGCCGAUAAUAAACAUAGUAUCACAUAUUUGCUGCCGCGCGUAUGAUGGCCUCAUCAAACCGCCUCUCAAGCCUGUAAACAAACAUGGGUGGCUAAUAAGUAGCAAUCUAGCUCGCUCGUUCCAUCCAUCUAUUUUCUAUUUUCUAUGCCGCCUAUCCUCACUAGUAGGAAUGUUACAAUUUCUUGGAAGUAAGCGAUGGUCAAAUCUGACGCUGUGUGUGCGCGCUCGAUUAGUGGGCACAUCCGUGAAAAUACUGCUUUUUGACGAUAUUGGGUGUGUUUUCAUUCAUACACAUCUUUGUUAUGUAGAUUACUUUUCGGCUUUAAUUUUGCAUCUGAUCUUUACUGCGUGUCGGACCACCUCGAGUCAUACGAGUGCUUUGAAAGUUAACUUUAAGCCUUUCAAACUCAUGGAUCGGAGCUUCAGGACAAGAUAAAAGUUAUGUAGGACAUAAAUGCACUUUAAUAUCAAUCUGCAGACGAAUUUUCAUUCAAAUCUGAUAUAUGUUAAUUUUGGCCCGAAAUUACUGUGUAAAUGCAAUUUGUAGUGUGACGUGGAAACGAACACAGCGUGCUGCUGCACAGUGGCGGAGCUACGUGGUGUUAGUCACUCUGCGGCCACCCCACUGGCCGUCUAGGCAUUUCAGGUAUCAACUUAUUGCCACCCCUAUGUGAGUCAUCAUCUCACCUUGGCCACCCCAAUGAUAAAUGUCUGACUCCGCCACUGCUGCUGCACUAAGAGUUCUCGGCCGACAUUAAAAUGAUCACACUUGAUUUUCUUCCCUGAAGUUUUUGAUGAUCAAAAAAAUGUAAAUGGAUUCUCUUGACUUUUUAAACAAAUGUCACAGCCUAAGCCAAAUGGCAAACAUUUCUCAGAUGUUUUACAAUGUUUACGGCCACGUUGAGAAGCUAAUUGUUACAGUAAUGCUGUAUCCAUUAGCUUCACAACAGAUAUGUGCUAAUUUCACGACAGGAGAUGUGUGAUGGUACACAUGUCGGUAUCAGCUGAUAUCGGUAUCAGAAAUUGAGAGUUGGACAAUAUUGACAUAUCGGGUAUCGGCAAAAAGCCAAUAUCGGACAUCUGUAAUAUUAAUUACAUAAAAAAGUAUGACUUCUUUCUUCUUAAAUCUUUUUCUUCCCAUUGUAGUAUUGCAACUUUAUUCUUCUAAUGUUGCAAAUUAAUUAUCAUAAAAUUGGGACCUUUAAAAUUUUCAGAAUUCUGCAGUCAUUUUUCUUGCAAAGUCACAAAUUCCUCAUAAUAUUUCAACUUUAAUUUUGUUGUUUAUUUUUUUUUUCUUACAGUGUAGCCCUAAUACUCCACUUUGUGGUGUUGAACCAUCGAACAAAAAAAAAUAAAAUAAAAACACAAUGCAGGUGGCUUUUCUACCAAGGACACCUGCCAUUUUUUAGCUCCAUAACAACUUGGAAUGUUGGUUAUUCUCAGCAAAUGUACAUUUAGCGUGGUCUCAAACAACAAUCUUGGGGCCUCAUCAACAGAUACACGUAUCCUGAAGGCUGGCGAUCCGAAACAGAACAAUUCCAGCGAGAAAAGGAAAGAGAAAAGCAUGGAUAUAGCUAGUCUGCUGAUCUGUGUGCAAGUAAAAUACAAACAGACUUUUUAUUUGCUUAACUGAGAGAUAAAAAUAGAUAAAAGAAAGGAUUUCAGGGCAGUCUGCAGGCACAAAGGGUUUUUCUACUUGCAUGAUCACCCAUUUAGAUACAAGAGUAGAUGGACACAAUCAUUCGCUGUGGAGGGAAGUCUUUUCAUUGAUAGGCUAACAGGUAAAAAAGGAGGCGUCUCUCCUAAAUGUUCCGAUUUUUGUAUUAUUUAUUUCAUUUUUCCAUGUUGACAGAGUUUAAUUCUUCGUUAACGUUGGUGAGAGUUUAACCUGGCUUAGUUUGAAAUGUCUGUUCGUUACAAUAAUCUCUGUACAGCUUCCAUGACGUACACAAACAGUAUAUAUACAGGAGUGAUAUUUUUUCUCCCUACAGUUUCUAUUUGGGGUGUUUUUACUGUCAUUCUGUUCCUUUUUCAAGUUGGACCACCAAAAGUAACAGCAACAAGAGCGCCACGUCACAUUCUUCUUGGUGAGCUUUAAGAACGAUGAGAAUUUGUGAUUAGCGGUUUUGAAUUUAUGCAAAAGUACUGUCAUUGUCUUUACAGUAAUAGAACCAAUGAAUUCUGGAUAUUUGAGAUUCUUCAAUACAAGAAUGAAUAUUUGAGUUGUGAUAUCCAAUGGCAAUAUCAAGUCAAGUGGUUGUCUUUAUGCUCAUUUCUUUGAAUAUACUUUGGAUAUAUUGGUUGGAAUAAUUUAAAGGACAAUAAAAGUCAUAUAAGUUGUUUUAUAUGCUUUGGA
Dunckerocampus dactyliophorus (ringed pipefish) is the source of this 7887-nucleotide messenger RNA. It is a transcript of the gene il1rapl2, whose product is annotated as interleukin 1 receptor accessory protein-like 2. Gene Ontology annotation, molecular function: interleukin-1 receptor activity. The coding region runs from base 1114 to 3441 and encodes 775 amino acids. The record is from RefSeq and is a predicted model, not a curated record. The transcript has 19 exons. NCBI's taxonomy places the organism in Eukaryota, Metazoa, Chordata, Actinopteri, Syngnathiformes, Syngnathidae. Gene Ontology annotation, biological process: signal transduction.